UAUUCUUGGUGUUGAGUUGCAGCCAUUUUCUUUUUUUCACAGUCCACCUCUUGGCUGUCCCAAACAUUUAAAGGCUAUAAACUAUGUAUUUAUGGCCAUUUAUGUUUGCGAUUAGUGAAGGUUAAAUAGGGGAAAUCAACCCGGGAUAGUAGGUCAGUUCACAUCAGUUGAUGCAGUGCUCCUCCUCCUCUUUUGUACAUAAGAUGAUUUAUUGUGCUUACACUGUAAGGAUGUUCUGUGUAUAUAUGACCAUCUAAUCAAACAGCCACAUAUAUCUUUUUAAAGCUCACUUUCAAGUAGAAAAUGUGCAGUAAAUACUCAGAAUUCAUGACUGGACAUGCUCAUGCAUUUUGUUAAUGAGGCUAAUGUUUUAGUUGGUUCUGACCUUCCAUGUUAGGUCAAGUGUGCAGAACAUGUAACUGCAUCAUUUGAGGUGAGUUUACCCCCCCGGGACUGAUAGGUGUUUCAAGCAAAACAGCUCCUGUAAAUUAUAAUGUUUUAAUCAUCACUCAUAAACAUGAACACAGUUAUAUUUGAACAAGACCAUAAGGUUGCCAUGGGUAGGAUGUGUGUGAUUCCUCUUGGGAAUAACUAAUUAGGAGAUAUUCUUGGGGGUCUCAUUCAGUCAUGUGUUCUGAGACCGAAUGUAGUCAGGCAGUGGCCCCUAUGGGCUACCAUCUGUAAAACAAAGCUGGUGCUGCUCUGCAAAGCCAUAGUAUAUUUUUCUGUUGUUGUAAAGGCUAAGAAGUCAGACUUCCUUUUUUUUUUUUUUUUUUUUUUUUUUUUUUUUUGCGUUGCACCGCAGAAUACAAAUGGGUUUUUCUGUAAAUAAUGAGUUACUCGAGAAAACAUGCUGCACACACACACGCACACGCACACACACACACACACACACAGGCGCAUAAUGACACAAACACACACGCACCCGUUUACAGACACAACAAUGCACUCACGCAUGUUUGACACAUCCAGCCCUACCUCCACAAUUUUACAUUUCAUUCUCUGAGCUACUGUCCACUUAUUUCGUCGUUUCACUUGAUUUUUUUUUCUUCUUCUGCCGGAGCAGCUGAAGAAAAAUUUGCAGUCGGAGUUGUCCUCGGAUCGUGAGAUGUGAGCGUUGUUGUGUCUGUGGGUGACGGAGGGGAAAGGGGGGCGCUCUGCUCCUGCUCCGCUCCGCUUGGCUCAGUGCAGGACGCAAGGAGACAGUCGCUUUCCAAGGUGCUGAAAGUCGGUGCGCUCCCUUCCUCAGUCUCGCCUAUACUGACGAUGAAUGCGACCUGUGCCGAAAAAACGCAAAUCAAACAAUGAUUGGCUUCGAUCUCGUUUGGUUUUAUUUUUUAUACUCAAACUUCUGCUCUUCUGGAUUUUCAUUUUUCAUGCAACCGCCGGAUGUAUGCACACACAUGUGCGCAACAAGACUGACUGCUGCUUUCUAAUCACCUGCUUCGUUGGGAAAUAUUGAAAUGAAUUCUCAGGGAACGCUGUAGAGGAUUUUUCUAGUUGUUUUUCCUUUCUCUAUAUAUAUCUAUCUAUCUCUACCUCUCUCUCUCUCUUUUUUUUUUCUCUCGCUCUCUCGCUCUCGUUACCGCAUGCCUUUGGACGUGAACUGUGAUAUUGUCUCAAAAAAGCCCAUUUCCUCAAGCGAUGAUGAUCAUAAUGAUAAUGAAGUGCAGGACGGAUCCGGAGAGGAAACCGGGAGCCUAGGGAUGACAUCCACUCAGUCUUGUUGAAUGUGGAUAUCGAUGCCACGGCGAAGGAUGGGCCCUCUCCUCUCGGCCGCCUUCGUCCUCCUGCUGGCCCUGAGCGCCGUUUCUCCGGCCUCUGUUGGUAACCCCGAGGAUUACGCCGCGGACGAGGCGGAGCGGACCGCCAGUGAAAACAUCGUUUUCGAUGACUACCGGGGGAAAGGAUGCGUGGACGAUAGUGGUUUCGUCUACAAACUCGGGGAGCGCUUCUACCCGGGACACUCGAACUGUCCGUGCGUGUGCACGGAGGACGGGCCUGUGUGCGACCAGCCCGAGUGCCCUAAACUUCACCCCAAGUGCACCAAAGUGGAGCACAAUGGAUGCUGUCCCCAGUGCAAGGAGGUUAAAAACUUUUGCGAGUACCGGGGGAAAACUUAUAAAAUACUGGAAGAAUUCAAGGUGUUUCACCUACAGGGUUUCCCAUCAGAUGAGGAAGGGACCAGUCCGCCCAGCAUGGCUGCCGGCGUGCCUCUGGCCUCAGCGCAGCUGCAAUCAAGAACCAGGAGAUAUAGGCCGUCACCCUGUGAAUGGUGCCGCUGCGAACCAAAUAACGAGGUGCAUUGUGUGGUGUCCGACUGCGCCGUCCCAGAGUGUGUCAACCCUGUGUACGAACCGGAGCAAUGCUGCCCCAUCUGUAAAAACGGUCCAAAUUGCUUUGCUGGAACAACGAUCAUCCCAGCCGGAAUUGAAGUAAAGGUGGACGACUGCACCAUCUGCCGCUGCCACAACGGAGACUGGUGGAAGCCGGCGCAGUGCUUGAGGCGGGAGUGUCUCAACGGCCAGUCGUUGUCAUAGAGAGACUCCACCGGGGAUGGUGGAAAAGCUCAGGCAAGGCCCUGCCUACUGCACCAUUUUGUAUGAUUGACAGGGCAGGAGCACAAUUCCUAAGCAAACCUGAGACAGCAUAGUAUCGAAGAGAUGCUCCCACAAGCUUCACACAAAUAAACUUUAAGCCACUGGGAAGAAGACGGAACUUGUCUUAUGGCUGUUUCCACUCUCCAAUUUUAAUCGUCCUAUAUAUUUUCAGAAGUUGACUUGCUUGACUUGCUGCUCUCACACGAAAAAGUUUCUAAGCUCCUUGAACACUUUCCUAACCAUUGGCAAUGUUGAAUUGAAAUUAUGUUGAUUUCUGUACGUAUGUCAUCUUGCUUGUUGUACCCGUCUGUCACAGUCACGCAGGUGUUGUAAAAUUCCAACAGCAGGAAAAAAAAACAAACCGUAAGCACACUUAACAGCGCUUUUUGUUUGUCGUACGAAGACUGACACCGGUGGAAAGCACCGCGAAUGCGUGUGCUUGAGUUUCACAACUUCACUCAAAGAGCUUGUUUACAAGAUGCACAUCACACAUAAAUGUUUGUGUCUUCAUAAGACUUUUUAUCGCUAUUGCAGGAACUCACCUUUAACACUUUAGAUGAUGCUACUGUCAAUUUUAUAAACUGCUAUAAACCCCCAGAACACUGAGUUUAUUGAUCAAUAUACAAUGGUUUUGAAUCAUGUGUCUAUAUAGUAGCAGCACAGGCAGGGUAAGUUGGAUAAUGUCGAUUUAGCAGGUGUAAGCCAGCAACUAUGAGAAGGAUGGAUGUACAAUUCUGCACCAAAAUAACAACUAUGGGCAACCCCACUCUGGCUUAAUUGCCAUCAUUGUUUUCUUUCAGAGGUCCAUAUCCUCCAAAAUAUUCCCACUAACUAACUGCUUGAACUUGUUAUCAAAGCAAUUAGCAAGCCAAGAGCAGCCUGCUUUAAUUUCCCUUAAUCAAAGAGUAUUCUUUGAUAAAUCAUCCAGCUGGGUGCUUCGCGCUGCCGCAGCCUGCAUGCUGGGCACACUCAACGAGAACCAGCAGACAAAAGGAGGGAAUCUGCAUACGUCUAAAUGCUUUUAAGCAGCAUUCACAUGCACAUUGUCCAUGUGAGCGUACACGAGCACGCGGUUCACCCCACAAUCUCAGAGCCACAGUGUGUUGAUCUGCACCUACCCGAGCACUUAAACCUAUAAUGCUGUUACAUUAUACCACUGCUAGGUAUUAUAUUUUCAGGUUGCUCCACGCCUCCACAUGUUAGAAUAGCUCUUUUAAUACGGUGUGGCUAUGGCCAAGGCUAUACCAGAGACAAGCUGAAGUAUUGCACUGAUAUUUUCCCAUACCAGAGUGAUCCUCAAGUGGUCCGGUCUAAAAGGAAAAAAAAAGCACCCAACCAGGUCUAAAACACAAUAUUUUUGAGAUGAUAAAUACGAGUCAUUAAUUCAAAGGUGAAUUCCAGUAAGCUCAUGCCAUUCAUCACUAGAAUUUUUUCCAUUUCCAGAAAAUCCGUUCCCGUUAACCUUUUAGACCCUAUUCCUGGGCGGUGAUGGAUGGUCUGCUUAAUAGCAGCUCCCAGCACUCUGUAAUGAGACAGAAAUGAACAUAGGAUAAAGAUCAAUGACUAAAGAGGUAGAUUACCUUAAAAGGCACUAAAACUCAUUUUUUUGGGGGGGAAAAAAAUCUCAUAUUCCACAAAGUAAUGCAGCGGGCAUUAGUGUUAAGUUGCGGCACGUGGGUGAUGGAGGAAUCACAGAAUUGAAAGAGCGUGGGUGGAGUUCAAUCUUAGGUGCAACAAUGGAGUUUGGGUCAUUUUCAUCAUUAAGCUACAGUGAUUUAGUAUCUUUCAGUGUGAAAAGACAGACCUCAUCUAUCUGGCUUGAGGUCUGCAGACUCAUAAAGCAAAACUGACAUCUAUGGUUUAUCAAUUACAGACUCAGUGCUCCAGACAUUUUAGGAUUAAUAAAAUGAGUGUCAUUCAUCCUAAUUACUUUAAAUGCCAAAUAAUUAUUCAGCCCGAACAUGACUCCAAAAAAAAAAAAUAUAUUGGAAUUACUUCACGCAGACAGAGAGAGACUUGAGAGUGUGUCAGUUGACAGGGCUCAGAGGCAUUGCUGCCACCACCGAUGCCUUAUUGCUGCUGUUCCAGAUAAGAUUCACAAAGCAUGGCCUUUUUGAUUCUUUGUUCACGCUGCUUGGUGCAGUGAUUUAACGAUAUAGACAAAAUUAGUUUGUUGUUUUACCCUCCCACAUUCCAACAAGGUGAAUUAGUAGGAGUACAAGGAACAACGAUCAAAGCUGUAAAAAAUAACACAAAUACAGUGUUGAUAGAAGUAAAUGCAGAAGCAGCAAAAGUGGAGGAUAUACUUUAAGUAUCGAGACAACUUCUGACAAUGUGACAUUGCAACUCAUUGUAGUGCAUUGUAGUACAAUUUCCUUCCAUGCUUCUGAAGGGCAGUGCAUUUGUUAAACUAUACUGGGGUGCCACGGCUGCCAUCAUCAUCUAGAUGUGAAUGUAGGAGUGUGAACGGUGAAGUUUUUGUCAACAGAACCCUCCAAAAUAAGAUCCUAAGAGCUGAGUUGUAAUCCAAAGCUGCAGGUGGGAAGCAAAGGGGG
Molecule: messenger RNA, 5155 nt
Organism: Larimichthys crocea (large yellow croaker)
Lineage: Eukaryota; Metazoa; Chordata; Actinopteri; Sciaenidae
Gene: vwc2l
Product: von Willebrand factor C domain containing 2 like
Exons: 5
Coding region: 1731-2540 (269 amino acids)
Biological process (GO): negative regulation of BMP signaling pathway
Cellular component (GO): AMPA glutamate receptor complex
Molecular function (GO): protein binding
Source: RefSeq, a predicted model, not a curated record